Molecule: messenger RNA, 760 nt
Organism: Odobenus rosmarus divergens (Pacific walrus)
Lineage: Eukaryota; Metazoa; Chordata; Mammalia; Carnivora; Odobenidae
Gene: CAPS
Product: calcyphosine
Exons: 4
Coding region: 170-739 (189 amino acids)
Cellular component (GO): vesicle
Molecular function (GO): calcium ion binding
Source: RefSeq, a predicted model, not a curated record
CGGGCAGGAGCCAGAGGGGUGGCUGUCUGGACUCCAGGAUAGUUGAAGGCCAGGUAAGCAGGUAGCUGGCCAGGGCAGGCUUGUGGCACCGGACCACAGCCUGGUCAGCUGAGUUGGAGUCCUUCCUCAAACUCUCCUCCAGCCAGUUGCCCAGCCAGCCUGACCCGGCAUGGAUACUGCGGACGCCACUGUGGAGAAGCUCCGGGCACAGUGCCUGUCCCGAGGGGCCUUGGGCAUCCAGGGCCUGGCCAGAUUUUUCCGCCGCCUGGACCGGAACCGGAGCCAAUCCCUGGACUCUGGGGAACUCCAGCGGGGCCUGGCUGAGCUGGGGCUGGUGCUGGACAGGGCCGAAGCGGAGGGUGUGUGCAGGCGCUGGGAUCGUGAUGGCAGCGGGAUGCUGGACCUGGAGGAGUUCCUGAGGGCCCUGCGGCCCCCCAUGUCCCAGGCCCGGGAGGCGGUCAUUGCAGCUGCGUUUGCCAAGUUGGACCGCAGCGGGGAUGGUGUGGUGACCGUGGAUGACCUCCGGGGGGUGUACAGUGGCCGCGCCCACCCCAAGGUGCGAAGUGGGGAGUGGACCGAGGAGGAGGUGCUCCGCCGCUUCCUGGACAACUUUGACUCCUCUGAGAAGGAUGGGCAGGUCACGCUGGCUGAAUUCCAGGACUACUACAGCGGCGUGAGCGCCUCCGUGGACACAGACGAGGAGUUUGUGGCCAUGAUGACCAGCGCCUGGCAGCUGUGAGCCGUGCACACUUGCUCAGCC